CUGACUUGCACACAGACGGGGCAGGGGUGAGGCAGUACUGUGCUCUAGUUACGUGGAAACGCACAUACAUAGUUUCAACUAGUGGGAAAUCUACUACAAUGCAACUCUUAUUCCAACUUUUUGCUCAUACAAUGUGAGGAAGAUGGCCGAGACAAGCUGUGACUGGGUGGAGAUCUUGGAGCCACGCUCGCAGGAGCGCAUGUACGUGAACCUGGCCUCGGGGGAGUGUGGUUGGGAGCCCCCCCCAGGCGCCGCCGUGCGCCAGUCCGAUGGCAGCCAGUGGUGGGAGCUGUUUGACAGCCACAACAAACGCUUCUACUACUACAACAGUGCCAGUCAGCAGACGGUGUGGCACCGGCCUCAGGCCUGCGACAUCGUGCCCCUGGCCCAGCUACAGGCCAUGAAGAGGAGCUCUGAGACGGGUCUGAGGGGCCCCAUCAAGCCCCAGAGAGGGGGAGGAGGAGGGGAGGGCCGCCGCGCAGCCCUACCUAACCAGGCCUACCCUAUGCCCCCCGCCCAGGACCCUGACAGCAGCGGGAGGUCCACCCCCUCUAAGGGGCUAUGUGACAGCCUGGAGAACAGUAACGACACCCCCAGGGACCCAGGUCAAAGAUGGCAGCCUGCUCCGGGAUCGAAGGCAGCCAUGUUGGUGAAGGUGAACAGCAUUGGCAGGAACCAGUCCGUGGUGCCCACUAGCACCCAGCACCUCAACACUCUCAGCCCUGGGAGCCCUGCUGUGUACCAGGUCCACUCAGACAGACCCAGCCCCAGACCCAUAUCCAGCCCUGCAGGCAAGAUGGCUGCCCCUGUGGACCACAAGCAAGCCUUCCACCUGAAGAAGGGAGACAACGGUAACUUCGGCCUGGUGAUGCCCUCCACUGGCACCCAGGUCUACCAGACUCCACAGAGGUGUCAGGCUGGCACCCCCCAGCCCUCCUCGCCCCAUUACGGUGCCACUCCGCCCAUCUAUGAUGAACCACCCAUGGAAACACCUAUCUAUGAUGAGCCCCCGAUGGAGGUGGAGGGGGCCGCCCUCCUGAAUAGGUCCUCCACCCCAACCACCAGCCUGCAGAGGGUUCGCCAACCCCAGACCCAGACCCACCACCAGACGCAGCAGCAACCCAAGCUGCUUCAAUACCCAGCCUCUCACCUGGCCUCCAAACACAAGAGGAAUCCCUCCGCCACAGAGUACAGCCCCGCUGGACGGGAGUGCAUCAAACACAUGGUCAACGUGGACCCUGCCACCUGCAAGCAGAGCCCCUUAUCCCAUCCUAUCCAGAUAGAGCAGGCCCCUGCUCUAGACCCUGACCUGCCCCCCUCUCCAUCCCCAUGCCCAGUCGUGAACCAGCCCAGGCCCAAGGAGGUGAGCCUGGAGAAGAAGCAGUCGUGGCGUCUCCUGGAGACCAGCGUGAGGAAGAACAUGGACGUCCGGCACAGCCGGCAGAACAGUGUGGCGUCCCAGGAGUACCCAGCGCCGGCCGCCGUCACCCACCAGGACUCCGGCUACUCCACCGGGCCCUCGCCCAGCUUGAGGAGGAAGAACCGUCGGAGAGCCCUGGGAGGGGGUGCUGGGGGAACAGGGCAGGGCCGGCCAGGCUCAGUGGGCAGCAGUGGGGAGCUCAGUGCCCUGAAUGAGAAGCUGAUGGCAGAGAUGCGGGUGGUGGUGAGUCGAUCUAACACCCUGCGUGGCAGCAAGGCCAGCCUGGACACUGAGAUGUCUGACAGCUCUGUACCUCGGACCCGUUCCCCCCUGGGUUCCCCGAAGAAGUACAGGGGCCGCAGCGCCUCCCGAGAGGACAUCAGCGCCAGUAACCACUCUCUGUACCGGACCGGGAGCGGGAGUACCCAUGGCGACGUGCCCCUCUCGCCCCUGGCGUCGGAGGGCAUGGUGCGUCAGAAACGGACCUAUGAGAAGGUGGACACUCUGGAGAAGAGCAUCAUCAGCCAGAACAGCCUGUCCUCCUCGGAGCCCCACAUGUCCCUCUCACAGGCAGGAACACUGGACUCCAAGGCCCAGUCGGAGAUCUCGUCACAAGGCGGAGGUAAUGGACACAGGGGCACCCCUCAUGGCGUCAAAGUGACUGGAGACAGGAGGGGAGGUGGGGGAGGAGGCGGCAGUGUGGGAUACCAGUACCCUUACACCACCCUCUGUAAACCUCCUCCAGACACCAACAUGGUGGACUGGGCCAGUAAGAACCUGAACCUUCACACGCAGGGCCUGUUCCGCCGCCGCGUCUCCAUCGCCAACAUGCUCUCCUGGAACAGAGGCUCCAUCAAGAAGCCCAUGCUGAUCACCAGCGACCGCACCGUCAAGAAGGAGGCCUGUGAGAUGUUCAAGCUGAUUCAGGGCUACAUGGGGGACCGUCCGGCCCGGCUGGAGCGCCGUCACACCGCCCUGCUGGUGGUCACUAAGUGCUGGGGAAUGCAGGCCCUGAGGGAUGAGCUGUACGUCCAGCUGGUCAGACAGACCACUGACAACCUGAGCCUGAGGAGCCUGGAGGCUGGCUGGGAAUUCAUGGCCAUCAGCUUGUCCUUCUUCUCCCCCUCGCCCAAGUUCAGAAGCUACCUUGAGGGGUACAUCCAGACACACCUGGAGCCCUCCAACGACAAGAAGAUCAUGCAGCACAUUAUGGAACAACAGGACAUGAAGACCAAGAAGAAUUCAAAGUCCCGGAAGAAGAGGAAGCAGAACAACGAGGAAGAAGAAGAGGGCCUGCCAAUCAGCACUUAUGCCAAGUACUGCUACCGCAAGCUGCAGAAGGUCGCCGUCACUGGGGGCAAAAAGGGUCUGAGGAAGCCCACCCUGGAGGAGUUAGACCAGGGGAGGAAUGCCAUCGUGACCCCUUCCUUGUUCGGCAGUGCCCUGGAGGAGAUCAUGGAGCGCCAGAGCGAGCUGUUCCCGGAGCGUAGGCUCCCCUGGGUGCAGGUGCAGCUUUCUCAGUGCGUGCUAGCCCUGGGAGGGGCCCAGACAGAGGGAAUCUUCAGGGUGCCUGGAGAUAUUGACGAGGUGAAUGCGCUGAAGCUGCAGGUGGAUCAGUGGAAUAUUCCCGAAAACCUUGGGGACCCCAAUGUCCCGGCGUCUCUGCUGAAGCUGUGGUACAGGGAGCUGGAGGAGCCAGUCAUCCCUCAGAGCUUCUAUCAGCAGUGCAUCAGUAACUAUGAGGAUCCUGAAGCAGCUAUCAGAGUGGUACAGUCUCUGCCUGAACUCAGCAGACUGGUGCUCUGCUACUUUAUACACUUCUUACAGGUGUUUGCCCAGCCCGUCAAUGUGAGUAAGACCAAGAUGGACGUGAAUAACCUGGCCAUGGUAAUGGCUCCCAACUGUCUCCGCUGCCAGUCAGAUGACCCACGCAUCAUCUUUGAGAACACGAGGAAGGAGAUGUCCUUCUUACGCAUGCUCAUUGUUCACCUGGACACCAGCUUCAUCAAGGGCCUCCUCUGAGGUAGCCAACUCUAUCCCUCUUUAUCAAGGGCCUCCUCUGAGGGAGCCAACUCUAUCCCUCUUUAUCAAGGGCCUCCUCUGAGGGAGCCAACUCUAUCCCUCUUUAUCAAGGACCUCCUCUGAGGGAGCCAACUCUAUCCCUCUUUAUCAAGGGCCUCCUCUGAGGUAGCCAACUCUAUCCCUCUUUAUCAAGGACCUCCUCUGAGGGAGCCAACUCUAUCCCUCUUUAUCAAGGACCUCCUCUGAGGGAGCCAACUCUAUCCCUCUUUAUCAAGGGCCUCCUCUGAGGGAGCCAACUCUAUCCCUCUUUAUCAAGGGUAUCCUCUGAGGGAGCCAACUCUAUCCCUCUUUAUCAAGGGCAUCCUCUGAGGGAGCCAACUCUAUCCCUCUUUAUCAAGGGCAUCCUCUGAGGGAGCCAACUCUAUCCCUCUUUAUCAAGGGCCUCCUCUGAGGGAGCCAACUCUAUCCCUCUUUAUCAAGGGCCUCCUCUGAGGGAGCCAACUCUAUCCCUCUUUAUCAAGGGCCUCCUCUGAGGGAGCCAACUCUAUCCCUCUUUAUCAAGGGCCUCCUCUGAGGGAGCCAACUCUAUCCCUCUUUAUCAAGGGCCUCCUCUGAGGGAGCCAACUCUAUCCCUCUUUAUCAAGGGCCUCCUCUGAGGGAGCCAACUCUAUCCCUCUUUAUCAAGGACCUCCUCUGAGGGAGCCAACUCUUUAUCUGUCACCAUGCCCUGGAGAGCUGUACUUGUUCAUCAGCCCUCAACUAUAGCUGCUCUGUCUUUCUAUCACACAACUCUACAACUGUCUACCACCUUAUUCACAACAAGCCCUCUGUUCCUUCACACUUCUCAUCAACCAUAUCACACCUCAACCCUAGAUUCCCUCUGGUUCACGAACACCACAGCCGGAGGAACACAGACAGUGGACUGCACAGACAGUGGACUGCACAGACAGUGGACUGCACAGACAGUGGACUGCACAGACAGUGGACUACACAGACAGUGGACUGCACAGACAGUGGACUGCACAGACAGUGGACUACACAGACAGUGGACUACACAGAUAGUGGACUGCACAGACAGUGGACUGCACAGACAGUGGACUGCACAGACAGUGGACUGCACAGACAGUGGACUGCACAGACAGUGGACUGCACAGACAGUGGACUGCACAGACAGUGGACUGCACAGACAGUGGACUGCACAGACAGUGGACUGCACAGACAGUGGACUGCACAGACAGUGGAGUGCACAGACAGUGGACAGCACAGACAGUGGACAGCACAGACAGUGGACUACACAGACAGUGGACUGCACAGACAGUGGAGUGCACAGACAGUGGACAGCACAGACAGUGGACUGCACAGACAGUGGACAGCACAGACAGUGGACUGCACAGACAGUGGACUGCACAGACAGUGGACUGCACAGACAGUGGACUGCACAGACAGUGGAGUGCACAGACAGUGGACAGCACAGACAGUGACCGGGUAUCUAGAUGGUUUUUCGUGCUCCGAAUCAUCUUCCCUUAUUGUUUGAGACUUUGGGACAAGCUCACAUGUGAUGGUAGUGGGAGACUGUUUAUCCGUUGGAAAGCAGGACAUACAGUACACAGUGUUCUUGGGCUCGUGUUAAUGACUGGAGCAGAAUCAGUGGAAUGGUCUCAAACACACGGUUUCCAUGGUUUCCAGGUCUUUGAUGCCUUUCCAUUUGCUCCGUUCCAGCCAUUUAUUAUGAGCCGUCCUCCCCUCAACAGCCUCCUGUGCUACUGUUUCUGCUCCAAACACUGGACCGUGCUGGCGUGAGAUUCAGCAUGUGAAGAAGAGCAAUCGCAAUACGAGACUAUUAUGCACAAGAAGCAUGUGUGCAGGGAAAAGUCCAGAGACAAAUGUGUAAAUAUGAUGUUGUUAUUGUGGGGGGGAUUAGUUCCUGCUUUGAGUGCCACAUAUGUAUCUGACUGCCAUGGUAGUGAAUGAUGAUGUCUCAUCACGUUUAGACAGAACCCACUACAGACAGAAUCUGUAUUAUUCCGUUCUCUUCUCCUUUAUUAUGUAACAAGCAACGAUUUCCUUCGCAUUUCAUUUGGAACGCUUUUUUGACUCAUUUGAAUAUGAAUUCUGUCUGUGUUGCCAGAGCUGCAGGAUGAGUUGAUAGUAAGGUUUAGACUUCUCCACUGGCCACAGAGACAGAUUCCCCCUCUGGGCAACAAGACAAAUAUAGAUAUUUAUUUCUAAACAGUUUCUCUUAAAAUAAAAAUGAUAACCCAUCAGUUGGGCAGAGAUGUGUGUACAUAUGUGAGAGACAGAGUCUCGGAUUAAAAUGAGGAAAACACAUUUCUAUUCUCCUCAGCGGUGGAGUUGGGGGGCUAGGGAAAAUCUGUGGAGCACUUUCUGCUGUUUUACUCCAGACAAUUACAUUUGGCUUAUUUUUGGAGAGGGCCAAAAAUAUUUUUAUCCUCCCUUCAGUGGAACACAAUUAUACCUUUGAUGGAGCUUGUAAAAAUGCUAAUUUUAGCUAUUAGCAGGUCAGGGGUAAAGGAUGCAGGAGAAAAUGAGAGCGCUGCUGCCUGGACCUAAAGUCUUAGCCACGCAGACAGUGGUGGAUUUACAGUGCAAGCCAAAGGGAGAGGCAAUCUGGCAGUGGUUUUAGGGUCUGGGGGUACAUUAGUUUAGUGCCAUAUACUGGGAGGACAAAAAAACAAGCCGAUUUAGUAUUUUUAGACAAUAUUGCCUAACAAGGACUUUCCUAUUCCUCAAAAUCGUAUGCCACAUAAGGAGAAGAGGGUUUAAAAUCCAUAUUUCAGCUGUCUUAAGGGCCAUGCGGUUUCCGUUAUAUUUAGCAGUGUGGUCAGGGUUUAGGUUUUAAUGCCCCACAUGUUUUCUCUGUGUCUACCUCAUCUUAGUGAUGGGGUCUGUGCUGCGAGGCUUGUGUGUAUGUAUACGCACGUGUACGUAAGUACUUGCACAUCAGUGUGUGUGUGUGUGUUUGCCGACUAUGCGUGUGUGUCAACUGUAAAUGUGUGUGUUUGUGUGGUAGGAGUCUGUUCAUAUAGCAUAUACUCCGUAGUUACUGGAAGCUGGAGCCCCUAAAUUAGAGGGUGUGUUUAGCCAGAAAAUUGCAUCUAGAGGUUAUAUGGUUGUUAACCCCUUUUCUGCACGCACAGCAUUUACAGCAGCCGCUCCUUCGUUUCCUACAUUAAUGCUUUACUGUUCGUCUUACGAAAACACAAGCCACCAGAGUUGGGUACUCCAUAGCCACAUCAGAGGACACUACCCAGCUUCCUCCUCACCUCUAGCCAGCAGCGGCAGCUCUGAGGUGGGGUGGAGGAUGGCUAUGCAGUGCCAGUAGUUCUGGGAGUGCAUGAGAGAUAUAUACUGAGCCUGCAGAACGAGGAGGGAGAAUUCAGGGGCCAGCAGUCACUGGUCUAUUGCUAAAGUUCUUGUCAUUGUAUCACAAUGUGAUAGUGUUCUUCUAGAAUCCUGAAGCUCUGGUUUAUCUCUUCUCCAUCCUGUGUUCUUCAGUGGCUGAUGAUUCAUAUAUAUAUAUAUAUAUAUAUAUAUAUAUAUAUAUACAGUGUUAUAUAUGAAUAGUAGCAUGGUCUUUGGUCACUGAAUGUUCAAAACAAUGACGGUUAUAAUAACAUGAUUCCACAAUAUUGUGAAAAAGAGUUCCAUUCUUCAGUAAUGUCAUUAUUCUCUUAGUUUGACAUCAAUGCUUACGAUGCGAGUCAGCGGUGUAAUUUCUUGAUUUGAUCAAAUCAAUUUUGACUCUUAUUUUUUUCCUAACUGGAAUGAGUGUUGAUAAUGUUUGUUGAGAUGAUAAACUGAAGUGUGUCAUGUUUAGACUGUGUUUGAUGACAGUUAGAACAUGUGUGUGCCCCCCGUCCAUUGUGCUUCCUCUUCCCUGGCCCUCACAUGAUGGGUGCUAUUGACUCGUUGUAAAUAUGCUUGCAGGUCUGUUGGGUAUGUUGGUGUGUGUGUGUGUGUGAUCGAAAACAAGAAAAACAGCAACGGUGAUUGUGUGGAUGGAUUUAUUUCAUAAAUAAUUGAAAAAAUAAAAAAGUUUGUAAACAAAA
Molecule: messenger RNA, 7512 nt
Organism: Oncorhynchus tshawytscha (Chinook salmon)
Lineage: Eukaryota; Metazoa; Chordata; Actinopteri; Salmoniformes; Salmonidae
Product: rho GTPase-activating protein 39
Exons: 10
Coding region: 143-3442 (1099 amino acids)
Biological process (GO): signal transduction
Cellular component (GO): cytoskeleton; cytoplasm
Molecular function (GO): protein binding; GTPase activator activity
Source: RefSeq, a predicted model, not a curated record